AUGGAUGGACCUAGAGGCACUGCAGCAGAAGUUGGAAUAAUUGAGAGUAUUCAGCUAAGAAAUUUCAUGUGUCAUUCCAUGCUUGGACCCUAAUUUGGUUCUAAUGUCAACUUUGUCGUUGGCAACAAUGGAAGUGGGAAGAGUGCAGUACUCACAGCUCUCAUAGUUGGUCUUGGUGGAAAAGCAGUUGCUACUAAUAGAGGAUCGUCUCUAAAAGGUUUUGUGAAAGAUGGCCAAAACUCAGCAGAUAUCUCAAUAACAUUGAGGAACAGGGGUGAUGAUGCCUAUCGAGCAAAUGUGUAUGGUGACUCCAUAAUUGUGCAACAACACAUCAGCAUGGAUGGAAGUCGAUCUUACAAACUAAAAAGUCAAACAGGCACCGUGGUUUCUACUAGGAAAGAAGAACUGAUUGCAAUUCUUGAUCAUUUUAACAUACAGGUGGAUAAUCCAGUUUCUGUUUUAACACAAGAGAUGAGCAAACAGUUUUUGCAGUCUAAAAAUGAGGGCGACAAAUACAAAUUCUUCAUGAAAGCAACUCAACUUGAACAAAUGAAGGAAGACUAUUCAUACAUUAUGGAAACAAAAGAAAGAACAAAAGAGCAGAUAAAUCAAGGAGAAGAGCGACUUACUGAACUCAAGCGCCAGUGUUUGGAGAAAGAAGAACGGUUUCAGAGUAUUGCUGGUUUAAGUACAAUGAAGACUAAUUUGGAAUACCUGAAGCAUGAAAUGGCUUGGGCAGUGGUAAAUGAAAUUGAAAAGCAAUUGAAUGCUAUCAGAGAUAAUAUCAAAAUUGGAGAAGAACGAGCUGCUAGGCUUGACCGGAAAAUGGAAGAACAGCAGGUCCGACUUAAUGAAGCAGAAAAAAAGUAUAAGGACAUUCAGGAUAAACUGGAAAAAAUUAGUGAAGAGACGAAUGCACGCGCACCGGAGUGUAUGGCACUUAAAGCAGAUGUGACUGCUAAGAAAAGGACCUAUAACGAAGCUGAGGUUAUAUAUAACCGUUCCCUGAAUGAGUAUAGAGCUUUAAAGAAAGAUGAUGAACAGCUUUGCAAAAGAAUUGAAGAACUUAAAAAAAGUACUGAUCAAUCUUUGGAACCUGAACGACUGGAAAGGCAAAAAAAAAUAUCUUGGUUAAAAGAGAGAGUAAAGGCCUUACACGAUCAAGAAUGCUCAGUCAAUCAAGAGAUCGAACAGUUUCAGCAAGCCAUAGAAAAGGACAAGGAAGAGCAUACCAGAAUUAAGAGAGAAGAAUUAGAUGUGAAGCAAACCCUGAGCUAUCAUCAGAGGCAGCUGAAGGAACUGAAAGACAGUAAAAGUGAUCGCCUUAAAAGAUUUGGUCCUAAUGUUCCAGCUCUUCUUGAAGCAAUAGAUAAUGCUUACAGACGUGGGCGUUUUACCCAUAAACCUGUAGGCCCUCUAGGAGCUUGCAUUCAUCUUCGGGAUCCUGAGCUUGCUUUGGCCAUUGAAUCUUGCUUAAAAGGACUUCUGCAAGCCUACUGGUGCCAUAAUCAUGCUGAUGAGUGGGUACUUCAGGAACUGAUGAAAAGGUUUUACUCACCAGGGACCUCAAGGCCACAGAUAAUAGUUUCUGAGUUUCGGAAUGAGAUCUAUGAUGUGAGACACAGAGCUGCUUAUCACCCGGACUUUCCAACGGUUCUCACAGCUUUAGACAUAGAUAAUGCAGUUGUUGCAAAUAGCCUAAUUGACAUGCGAGGCAUAGAAACAGUGCUCCUAAUCAAAAAUAAUUCUGUCGCUCGUACAGUAAUGCAGUCCCAAAGGCCACCCAGAAAUUGUAGAGAAGCUUUUACUGCUGAUGGUGAUCAGGUAUUUGCAGGACGUUAUUACUCAUCGGAAAAUACAAGACCUAAAUUCCUAAGCAGAGAUGUGGAUUCUGAAAUAAGUGAAUUGGAGAAUGAGGUUGAAAAUAAGAAAGCCCAGAUAGUAAAUCUUCAACAGCAUUUGUCUGCCCUUGAAAAGGAUAUUAAACGCAAUGAAGACUUUCUUAAGAGGUGCCAACUACAUUAUAAAGAGUUAAAGAUGAAAAUAAGAAAAAGUAUUUCUGAAAUUCGGGAACUUGAGAACAUAGAAGAACACCAGUCUGUGGAUAUUGCAACCUUGGAAGAUGAAGCGCAAGAAAAUAAAAUCAAAAUGAAAAUGGUUGAGAGAAAUAUGGAACAACAAAAAGAAAAUAUGGAACAUCUUAAAAGUUUGAAAGUAGAAGCAGAAAACAGAUAUGAUGCAAUUAAGCUGAAAAUUAAUCAGCUUUCAGAGCAAGCAGAUCCACUGAAGGAUGAAUUAAAUCUUGCUGAUUCUGAAGUGGAUAACCAAAAACGAGGGAAGCGGCAUUAUGAAGAAAAACAAAAAGAACAUUUGGACACUUUAAAUAAAAAGAAACGAGAACUGGAUAUGAAAGAAAAAGAACUAGAGGAGAAAAUGUCACAAGCAAGACAAAUCUGCCCAGAGCGGAUAGAAGUAAAAAAAUCUGCAUCAAUUCUAGAUAAAGAAAUUAAUAGAUUGAGACAAAAGAUACAGGCAGAACAUGCUAGUCAUGGAGAUCGAGAGGAAAUAAUGAGGCAGUACCAAGAAGCAAGAGAAACCUAUCUUGAUCUGGAUAACAAAGUAAGGACUUUGAAAAGGUUUAUUAAAUUACUGGAAGAAAUAAUGACCCAUAGAUACAAGACAUACCAACAGUUUAGAAGGUGUUUAACUUUACGAUGCAAAUUAUAUUUUGACAACUUACUGUCUCAGCGUGCCUAUUGUGGAAAAAUGAAUUUUGACCACAAGAAUGAAACUCUGACUAUAUCAGUCCAGCCUGGAGAGGGAAACAAAGCCGCCUUCAAUGACAUGAGGGCCCUCUCUGGAGGCGAGCGUUCCUUCUCCACGGUCUGCUUCAUUCUCUCUCUCUGGUCGAUUGCUGAAUCUCCCUUCAGAUGCCUGGAUGAGUUUGAUGUCUACAUGGACAUGGUUAACCGGAGAAUAGCGAUGGACAUGAUACUCAAGAUGGCAGAUUCCCAGCGCUUUAGACAAUUUAUCUUGCUUACCCCUCAGAGCAUGAGCUCGCUUCCAUCAAGUAAACUGAUUAGAAUUCUUCGAAUGUCUGAUCCUGAAAGGGGACAAACCACAUUGCCUUUCCGGCCUGUGACUCAAGAGGAAGAAGACAACCGGAGCUGAUUUUUAACAACAUGCCAUGUCCUCCUGUUGAAAGAUUUGUAAAGGGAAAAUAUUCAGGACUAUUUCUUGAAAUAAAAUGAAGCUGAAGAUAUUCUAAAAUAAAAAAACUCAUUUAUAUAUCUUACCCUAGUAUACAAUAUGUAAAUAAGCCUAGAAAACCAACUACAACCAGCAAUUUAAAGUUACUAUUACUUUACUUUGAGAAAAUCAGUUUCAUAGUACUGGUUUUAAAUCUUUUUAAGUUUGUUUUUUUUUUAACCAUCUACUUUUAUAGAUUGUUUUUCAGAAGUAAAAUUUUGUACAUAUGCACAUGUACAUACUGUUUAGUUUGGGUUCAUUUCUAUAGUGUUUUGUAAGAAUUAAAAUAAAAGUCUGAGCUCCUGA
This is a messenger RNA of Talpa occidentalis (Iberian mole), 3555 nucleotides long. RefSeq names its product structural maintenance of chromosomes protein 6-like. NCBI's taxonomy places the organism in Eukaryota, Metazoa, Chordata, Mammalia, Eulipotyphla, Talpidae. Gene Ontology annotation, molecular function: single-stranded DNA binding; damaged DNA binding; ATP hydrolysis activity. Gene Ontology annotation, biological process: double-strand break repair via homologous recombination. The record is from RefSeq and is a predicted model, not a curated record. Gene Ontology annotation, cellular component: site of double-strand break; Smc5-Smc6 complex; nucleus.